Molecule: messenger RNA, 927 nt
Organism: Pieris macdunnoughi
Lineage: Eukaryota; Metazoa; Arthropoda; Insecta; Lepidoptera; Pieridae
Source: the annotation of a GenBank genome assembly
AUGAAAUUCAUUGUUUUUGGAAUCUUUCUUAUGUUGUAUCAAAUUGAAGCCGCUUCGUUAUGGUGUUAUGGAAGCGAAGACUAUCACACAAUUAUACCGCUAACAUCACCUUUAGGUUUGCUCGAUUCUCCAUUCAAUGUAAACCUUAGAACCGUUAUAUUUACAUUUGGAUUUAAUGGCAAAGUAAAUGGGAAGGAAACAUUAGCAGUAGUAGACGCCUACAAAGAGUACAAAAAGGAUAAUCCAAUUAACUUUAUUCUACUCGAGUGGGAGAAAGAAGCAGCCAGUGAUAUUCUCGGACCUCUUAUUCAAUAUCCAACAACGGGAAUACAUAACGCCAAGAAGAUUGGACGUCUAUUAGGAGAUGCACUUAUGGAAUUGUCAGAGCAUGGUCUUGAUUUGGAUAAAGUGCAUUUGAUAGGACAUUCCCUUGGGGCUCAUCUCGUGGGACAUGCUGGAAAACGAACACAACAAAAGGGAACGCAGCUACUAAGAAUCACGGGCUUGGACCCAGCAGGACCACUGUUCACAGAUCCCAUUAAUUUAGUUCGCGGCCUAGAAAAGACUGACGCCUUUUUUGUAGAUGUAUUACACACAAAUCCACAACGAUUGGGAACGUUGGACAGUAUCGGAGAUGUUGAUAUAUGGGCUAAUUGUGAUUUGGAAUAUCAACCUGGCUGUUCAGAAUCAAAAGACACCUGCAACCAUUUACUAUCACCCAUAUAUUUUGCCGAAUCUGUGAAUUAUCCUACAUCAUUACCAACUGUGUCAGCGGAGAGUUGUCUUGAUUGGAGCAAGGGCGAUUUUAAUAAGAGCGAUAUUUUAUACCUCGGGAUAACUUACAAUAGCCAAGCAAAAGGGGACUUCUUUUUAAGAACUAAUUCGAAGUCACCAUAUGGAAAAGGAAUCGAUGGGAUUCGUCCCUGA